Acinonyx jubatus (cheetah) is the source of this 3398-nucleotide messenger RNA. RefSeq names its product solute carrier family 8 member B1 (gene SLC8B1). Gene Ontology annotation, molecular function: calcium:sodium antiporter activity. The record is from RefSeq and is a predicted model, not a curated record. The coding region runs from base 570 to 2435 and encodes 621 amino acids. Gene Ontology annotation, cellular component: membrane. The transcript is spliced from 19 exons. NCBI's taxonomy places the organism in Eukaryota, Metazoa, Chordata, Mammalia, Carnivora, Felidae. Gene Ontology annotation, biological process: calcium export from the mitochondrion; intracellular calcium ion homeostasis.
CCCAGGUCGGCGGCGACGGGGGCGAAAGGUCCGGCUGCGCGGGCCGGCGGCCAGGGACCGGGAAGGCCGCGAAGCCCGGCGGGAUCGAGGUUCGGAGUUUGCGGGUCCGAGGCCCGGCCAGAGAUUAGGAAACACUUUGAUGUUCCCGGAGUCUCGCACCUAGAAAGUGCAGCCGCAGAUGGGGUUGAAGCCCAACUUCCUGUGCCCGCCUCUUCCUAUCAGGACUGCACAUCUAAUGAGCGUUGGGCUUCGGACAGGCGUACAGAAGGCGCUCGAUACAUGCUCUCUUUGUGAAUGAGUACAAGCAAUCCGUCGUCCAAAGAGAGGGAGAUACCGAAUCAGAAGCUCAGAGAGGCGAAGUGACCUCCCCAAGGCCGCACGGCGGCUCGUAAGUGGCCGUUACCGGAUUGGAAACUUGCGGUGUCCGGUUCCAAGUAGGUGCCAAGUGAAGUUCCGGAAAACAAGAGAAGAGGGGGAAAGUCACCAGGCCGCUGGAGCUAGCAGCUGUUUGGAAGUGAAACGCUGCGGAAGGGGAAGGGGAGAGCGUGGGCCAGGCUCCGUGGGGGCCGAUGACCGGCAGACAGAAGGAUCUGCACUGGGUGCUGAGUUUGUUCCUUGUGCUGCGGAUGGUGGAGACGGUGUCCGGGGCCAGGGGCCCAUUUACAGGGACCCACAUGAGCUCCCCGUUUUCGGCCUCAGAUGUGAAGCAGACCCCCACGGUAGACGUGUAUAUCCAGGUCUGUCACGAAGACCGAGUGCGAUGGUGCCCAGCACAGCGUGUGGCAAAACAGUUGCUGAGGACCUACUGUGUGCUGGGCACUGUGCAAGACUUUGGUGGCGAGUGUCGUGAGGUGUGCGGCCUGAACGUCUCUGACCGCUGUGACUUCAUCAGGACCAACCCCGACUGCCGCAGUGAAGGGGGUUACCUCAACUACCUCGAGGGCAUCUUCUGUCGCCUCCCACCCAACCUGCUCCCUCUGGCCGUCACCCUCUAUGCUGUUUGGCUGCUGUACCUGUUUCUGAUUCUGGGAGUCACCGCCGCAAAGUUUUUCUGCCCGAACCUGUCAGCCAUUUGCACCUUGCUCAAGCUUUCUCACAAUGUGGCAGGCGUCACCUUCCUGGCCUUUGGGAACGGUGCACCUGAUAUCUUCAGCGCCCUGGUGGCUUUCUCGGAUCCGCGCACCGCCGGCCUGGCCCUGGGGGCUCUGUUCGGUGCGGGUGUGCUGGUGACCACCGUGGUGGCCGGUGGCAUUGCCAUCUUGCGCCCCUUCACGGCCGCCUCCAGGCCCUUCCUCCGGGACAUCGUUUUCUACAUGGUGGCCGUGUUCCUCACCUUCACCGCGCUCUACCUGGGCAGAGUCACGCUCGCAUGGGCCCUGGGCUACCUAGGCCUGUACGUGUUCUAUGUGCUUACCGUGGUUGUCUGCACCUGGCUGUACCGAUGGCAGCGGAGGAGGUCCCUGGUCUAUUCCAUGCCAGGCACCCCAGAGAUGCUCUCAGACUCUGAGGUGGAACCAGUGUCUUCCAACAGCUACGACUACAGCGAAGAGUACCGGCCGCUUCUCCUCUAUCAGGAGACCACGGCUCAGAUCCUGGCCCGGGCCCUCAACCCCCUGGAUUACAGGAAGUGGAGGAACAAGUCCGUGUACUGGAGGGCCCUCAAGGUGCUCAAGCUGCCCGUGGAGUUCCUGCUGCUGCUCACCGUCCCAGUUGUGGACCCCGACAAGGACGAUGGCAACUGGAAACGGCCCCUCAACUGUCUGCACCUGGUGAUCAGCCCGCUGGUCUUGGCCCUGACCCUGCAGUCGGGCGCCUACGGCAUCUACGAGAUCGGUGGCCUCUUUCCUGUCUGGGCCGUGGUGGUGGUUGUGGGCACAGCCCUGGCUGCGGUGACCUUUUUUGCCACAUCCAACAGUGAGCCUCCCAGGUUUCACUGGCUCUUUGCUUUCCUGGGCUUCCUGACCAGCGCCCUGUGGAUCAACGCAGCCGCCACAGAGGUGGUGAACAUCUUGCGGUCCCUGGGCGUCGUGUUCCGGCUGAGCAACACCGUCCUGGGGCUCACGCUGCUGGCCUGGGGGAACAGCAUCGGAGACGCCUUCUCAGAUUUCACGCUGGCCCGCCAGGGCUACCCGCGGAUGGCCUUCGCAGCCUGUUUCGGCGGCAUCAUCUUGAAUAUCCUGGUGGGAGUAGGGCUGGGCUGCCUGCUCCAGAUCUCCAGGAACCACGCGGAGGUGAAGCUGGAGCCAGACGGACUGCUGGUGUGGGUCUUGGCGGGCGCCCUGGGCCUCAGCCUCGUCUGCUCCCUGGUCUCGGUCCCACUGCAGUGCUUCCAGCUGAGCAAAGUCUACGGCUUCUGCCUGCUCCUCUUCUACGUGAGCUUCCUCGUGGUGGCCCUGCUUACCGAAUUUGGGGUGAUUCACCUGAAGAGCGUGUGAGUGACGCCGCGUGGCCGGCGCCGCCUGGUGGCCGGGAGGUGUCACUGCAGGCAGAAAGAUGGAAGUCGGGCCCCGGGGGGCCCGUGAAUGGGGCUGGAGGUUCCGGGCCGCCGCCCUGGGCGGGACGACCAGCUAAGCCUUGUUUCCGGGACGUCGGAGACCGGGCCUCGCUGUGGACAGAGUUGCAGACAGAAGGCAGACGUCCUUGGAUGAUCGGCGGAGCCUCUCGGAGGCUGGGGUUGGGGGUGAAGGGGAUGGCGAAGUGCCUUCCAAGCUGUUAUUGGAAGACCACCGGCGUGUCCGGGGCCUGGAGUCACGCCCUGCUGCCUUCCCGCAUCUUCUCAGGGCUCACUCAGACCGCUGCCAAGCCCGGGCUUAGCCAGAGUGACUCAGAGGGCGGGCACAAUACCACGGGCCUCAGGCCAUCGGGGCUGAGUUCUAGAGCUGCACCGUCCGACAGAAAUGGAAUAGGAGACACCUGACUUUGAGAUUUCUAGUCGCCACGUUAAUAAAAGCCAAAGCAAACGGGGGGGAAAUUCGUGGUACCAUACCUAUGGCUCAGUGGCCCCAAACUAGCAGCACGUGGCUCUGGCCCCCUCAGCGGCCACCGUCCUGGACGGCACAGCCCUCGACUCUACCUCCGGGACUGUCUGCCGACUGUCGCAAGCGCCUCUGUGCCCUGAGCUUGGGUUUCCCCAGCUGUGAAACAGGAGUCGAUUGACCGUGGCCCUGUGCCUACCUCAGGGGGAGCCCCAGGCCGGGGUCACAAUGCCCGAAAGCUCCGGGGACAGAAUGAGUGCUCCCCAGUGCCUUCCCGCUGUCCGCCGCUGACCUGACUUUCCAAGGAGCACCUACCUUCUCAGUUUGCCCGGCUGCCUUAUGCCGGCGGUGGCAAAGGGGUCCAACUGUCUUUUUUCCAGUGAAAAAGUCAUUAAAUAUUUCAAGUGUACAGAAAGGAAUACA